Molecule: messenger RNA, 1314 nt
Organism: Saccharomyces paradoxus
Lineage: Eukaryota; Fungi; Ascomycota; Saccharomycetes; Saccharomycetales; Saccharomycetaceae
Gene: TUF1
Product: translation elongation factor Tu
Exons: 1
Coding region: 1-1314 (437 amino acids)
Biological process (GO): mitochondrial translational elongation
Cellular component (GO): mitochondrion
Molecular function (GO): GTP binding; GTPase activity; translation elongation factor activity
Source: RefSeq, a predicted model, not a curated record
AUGUCAGCUUUAUUACCAAGAUUUCUCACAAGAACAGCUAUUAGAGCUCCUGGAAAUCCUCUGAGGCUCUCCUCAGUGAUUUCUAGGGCCUUUUCUCUAACUGCUACUUCCUACGCAGCUGCUUUUGAUCGUUCCAAACCGCAUGUAAAUAUAGGUACGAUCGGCCAUGUUGAUCAUGGGAAGACGACUUUGACCGCAGCCAUUACCAAAACUUUAGCUGCAAAAGGUGGUGCCAACUUCUUAGAUUAUGCUGCCAUUGAUAAGGCUCCAGAAGAAAGAGCUCGUGGUAUCACAAUUUCCACCGCUCACGUUGAAUACGAAACGGCUAAGAGACAUUAUUCUCACGUCGACUGUCCAGGUCACGCUGAUUAUAUUAAAAAUAUGAUUACGGGUGCUGCCCAAAUGGAUGGUGCUAUCAUUGUUGUGGCUGCUACCGAUGGACAAAUGCCCCAAACUAGAGAACAUUUGCUGCUGGCUAGACAAGUUGGUGUCCAACAUAUAGUCGUUUUUGUUAACAAGGUUGAUACUAUUGAUGAUCCAGAAAUGCUAGAAUUAGUCGAAAUGGAAAUGAGGGAGCUAUUAAACGAAUACGGCUUUGACGGUGACAACGCCCCAAUUAUCAUGGGUUCUGCCCUUUGCGCUUUGGAAGGUCGUCAACCUGAAAUUGGGGAGCAGGCUAUCAUGAAGCUUUUGGAUGCAGUUGAUGAGUAUAUUCCUACACCUGAAAGAGACUUGAACAAGCCUUUCUUGAUGCCCGUUGAAGAUAUCUUUUCUAUCUCUGGUAGAGGCACCGUGGUCACUGGUCGUGUGGAAAGAGGUAACUUAAAGAAGGGUGAAGAAUUAGAAAUUGUUGGUCACAACACUACCCCUUUGAAAACAAUUGUUACUGGUAUCGAGAUGUUUAGAAAGGAAUUGGACUCUGCUAUGGCAGGUGACAACGCCGGUGUCCUACUUAGAGGUAUCAGGAGAGAUCAAUUGAAGAGAGGUAUGGUCCUAGCUAAGCCAGGCACCGUUAAAGCUCAUACCAAGAUUCUAGCCUCUUUGUAUAUUUUAUCCAAGGAGGAAGGUGGUAGGCAUUCCGGGUUUGGUGAAAACUACAGACCACAAAUGUUUAUAAGAACUGCUGAUGUUACAGUUGUGAUGAGGUUUCCUAAGGAAGUUGAAGAUCAUUCUAUGCAAGUUAUGCCAGGAGACAAUGUUGAAAUGGAAUGUGAUUUGAUUCAUCCUACCCCAUUAGAAGUUGGUCAACGUUUCAAUAUUAGAGAAGGCGGUAGAACUGUUGGUACAGGUCUAAUCACACGUAUUAUUGAAUAG